UUGAGUUUGUGUGCUUACUAGCAACCACUUUCAACAUUUCUGCAAAGCUAGAGAAGGGUUCCCAGUGCCGAUUCCGACACUGUGAAGAGGCCCUUGGCGGUGACACUGUGUGCUCAUUAUGGAGAGAGAGGAAAUGUUUAGAUCCACUUUGCAGAUUUAGACACAUGGAAAUGCAGCAAAACUGCAGCAUUUCAUGCUUCUGGGAAACUCAACCUCUUGGUUGUGUGAAGAUUAGCUGUAUCUUUUAUCACAGCAAACCUCGAAAUAUCAAUGGAUUAUUUUUGCCACCAAGUAGCAAUAUCACACUACAGAAAGAAAGUCAGGAAGGAAUUCUACUCCAGACCCAGAGUCAGGAACAUCUGAAACCUCAGGAAAAUAUAUCACGACCCAUCCACCAUCCAUUAGUUUUAAAAACUAAUUUUGAGGAAGAAGAGGAAGUAGAUGAACAAAAUGAUGCUUCUAGUUUAUGGACAAAGACUCCUGAAGAAAUUGAAGAAAAAAGAGCAAUAAAGGAGACGUGUUAUAAAUCUGGGGAAUACUACAGAUUUCAUACUCCUCCAGAUAUUUUAUCAUCAAAAAGUAUGACCCCUACAGCAGAAAAAGAGUUAGAAAAGCCCUUGGAAAAUGGCAGUGAAUUGCAAGAAGGAGAUAGUCUUACAGUUCCGACAAAACUUAGCCAAUAUGAAAGGCAAGGUGAAAUAAAAACAUCAUUGCAUGGGACACCAAAGACUGACAUUGCUGCUUUUGAAGAUGGAGGAGGUGACUGUUAUGUUCCGCAGAGGGUCAUAUUUCUUGGAGUCGAUGAAAGUGAAGCUUUAACUGAAGAGAAAGAAAUCACCAUAUCAAAAUGUUCAAAUACUAAAGUGAAUGAUGUCCAGCCAGUGAAGAAGCCUCAUUUUAAAGGUGUGAAAAAAAGAAAAUGGAUUUAUGAUGAACCAAAGAACUUUCCUAACUCUGGAAUGUGGAGAGCAGUACAGGCCCCAAGUCCCCAAAAUAAAAUGAGUUAUCGCCGCAAUAAUAAAAAUCGAAAUGCUGAGAAUGCAUCCUAUAUCCACGUUCAAAGAGAUGCUGUCAGGACUGUCGCGCUGAAUGCACCUUCCUGCAGCAGGCCCACGCAUGGGUCCUUCAAUAAAGUCCAUGUUAACAAGGAACCCAGACCCAACCUCAGUCCAGACAAAUAUGUGUCAACAUCAUAUAAUGAUUCAGCAUGGCGAAAACAAAUUCCUUUUUCAAAAACAUAUUCAAAAAGUGAAAAGAUAUAUCCAGAGCCAAGAAGAAAUGGGAGCAAGUAAACCUGGAGGUUGAGAGAAGAUAAAAAUGAGAAAAAAAGUGCCAGACAUCAUCUGAUUUACAAUCAAGAAUGAAAAUUCAAAGAAUGAGAUAUUCAAGUACUCCAUGCUAUAUAGUGGAUAGCCAAAGAUGAUAAAAAUGCAAAUUCUGAAAAUAAGAUGCAGGAAGUACGUUGUGCUCUUUCAAAACUGAUAAAAAUGCAAAUUACCAACAGCUGCCAGUGUAUUUAUGUAGGUCUGGAAUUCAUUGCAUGCAUUACUCCAAACAUUUUAAUAAAAUUUAAAAGUUUGACAAUUAAAAUCAUUCUUUAAUUGUAAACCAAGUUAUUGCACAGAUUGAGAAGUAAAAUUGUGCCUUUGAUUUCAGUUUUGCAAUAUUCUUUAUGGAAGAAACCUCACUUCUUAUUUCUUUACCUGGAUUUUAAGCUGGGCCCUCAGCAAUGAUAACAUAUAAAAUGUAAAUACAUUGAAUGAAGUCUCAGGGUUACAGUUUGGUGAUGAAUAUGUUAGAGGAAUUCCAAUAGAAAUACACUUUAAUGCAUGGUAGAAAGAGACAAAGAUUGGUUUAUUACUCAGGGCAGUUGUUGAACAAUGUUUUAAUUGGCAGCUACAAAAUCUGUCUGCUGAGGUUUGCUAGAUUCAAACUGAAAAAUAAACAUUUUCCUACCAUGAAAAUAAAAAUUAUAUGAUUAUAUUGGAGAAAAGGACAUGUUUAAGAAAAAAGUGAAUUAAUAACAAGGUGUUCCA
Molecule: messenger RNA, 2036 nt
Organism: Nomascus leucogenys (northern white-cheeked gibbon)
Lineage: Eukaryota; Metazoa; Chordata; Mammalia; Primates; Hylobatidae
Source: RefSeq, a predicted model, not a curated record